AUGUCGGUGCUCUGCUCAGUCAAAAGCUCAAAUAGUCCCAGAGGUGACUGUUCUGUGGAAGAUGACCGGAAUCAGGAAAACAGCUAUGAAGAAAUUGGGGUUCCACGUUUUGGACAUAGAACGCAGGAUGAAUCAGUAUCUGAAGAAUCGUUGGUGAGGACCAUAAGUGAUUUGUGCCUUGAUGUAACAGAUCUUCAGUGCCAAGAUGAAGAGGUUAACCAGUCUGUUGAAGAUAAACUACAGCUGUUAUUAGAUUCCAUUUCAGAGGAGGAACAAAAUAAAAUUACUACAGAAAACAAGUCUCUGUCUCCAGAUCAGAUGACAACAGAGCCUCUAGCUGACCUUGUCACUUCAUUUGUCGAAGAAAAUUCCCAACCUUCUGUAGAACUCCCUUCUGAUUCUGUGCAUAGUUGUUCCAAAUCACCUUGUGAUGGUGAUUGCGAAUAUUCCCCUCCAGGCUCCCCAGUGGAAGCUUGGAUUUCUAAUGAUAGUUCGCUUGAUUUCUCUGGAGAGAAAUCCUCCAAUGGUUCAAGUAAAGAUUUUCCAGCAUUUUCCACCAGCUUAUGUCAAGAUUUCCAGCACUUAGAUAUUUCCAACAAUGAUGUGGGUACAGGGAGUGACUCAGAGACAACAACCGUGAAAGAAUCUGAUCUAGGCAGCCUUAAUGAAAACGCACUUGAUCCUUUGCUUGCAUCCGACACUUCUAGUUUUCUUGAUAAUUCUUCUUUAGACCAAUGUUGUUCUCUACCCUCAGAUUCUUGGUGCUUUGUCAAAUGCUACUCUGAUGAGUCAAGUAAUAUUUCAGCUCUGAUUGACUCUUCUGUAUCUGAUGGAUGUGAUAUUUGGGAGACUGACCUUUCUUCUGCUGGUUCUGAGCUCUCAGACUCUUGGUGCUUCAGCAGGCAUUUAAAUACUGUUGGCCACUUUAAUUCAACUCCUUGUAAGACUGACAGUCCACUGGCUCAUCAGGUAAAUAAUCAGUGUAUAGAACCUGUUAAGCACCUUAUUUUUACAGCUGAAGAUGAAAUUAUGACUGAGCAUGAAAUAACAGUGCCAGUCAGCAUCAGUUCUUCUGAUUACUUAACUAUGGAACUGUACACAGAUCCUCCUCCUGAGGAAGUGGAGCAGAAACUACCAGCAAUUGAGUGUUUGAGCCUGGAGGAUUCAUCUAUCUCAAAUGAGGAACAUCGGAUUCAGACACAGAAAAAAUUCCAAGUCGAAGGGACUGAGCUCUUUGUGACUCCAAAUGAUAAGCCAACCAAGGAUGAAUUUGCAAAGACAUUGCCGCAAAAGGCCCUUCAUAAAAAAACGACACGGCAGAUUUCCAAUUCAAAAACAACAAAAGUGAAGCCAUCUUUGAAUAGUGCUUUGCAGUCCAAAGAAAGAAAACAAACGGACAAUUCUGCAAAAUGUUCUUCUCAUCAACCGCUAAUGUUUACCACAAUGAACAGUCGAAGUUCUCAAGAUCUGGAGAGAAAAUCUGCUGCUACCAGAACAAAGAAGCAAGUAACUGCGAAUAUAAAACAGCCUCCUUAUGACAAAGUGAAAACAUCUACCGACCAUGAUAAAUUAAAAUCUCCCAUUGGAGCAAUUACAAAAAUAAAGAAGGAACCAGUUUCAAAUAUGCAACCCCUGAAUGUGCAGUUUUCAAAAUCUGAGAAAAUUCCUUGGAACACUGUCAGGUCCCCAUCAAAACAAAAGUCUCAGCCAAAAGCCGUAUCUCCCGACAUCAUCAUUAUUGAUUCUUUGGAAACGACUCCCCAGACUCGCACAACAACAAUGAUGCCUCUGAAGUCUAAGAUUCCAGCUUUUGACUAUGUCAGCAAAUCAGCUAAACCUGUAUCUACAGAGAAGCGAAAGGCUCUGAAAGAGUCGAGCAGGCUAUUGCAGGGGAAAACAUCCUCUCAGGAAGGUAAUCUCAAGCGGUCGUUUCCUCGGACAGGCCAACAAGUUGGCAGUAAACCGGUUCCUGAUGAGGAAGACAAAGCAGACAUUACUGGAUCCCGUUUAGAACUGUCAGUGAAAAAGAGGCAAGUAAAAGGAAACCCUGUCUCUGCCCCUAACCCAGUUUCAUGCAUCCCUACCUCAGCUGCCAAAAUGAAAAGGAAGUCACUAGAUAGUCUUGCCACAAGCACUGUUACAGUGAGAAGGCUGAAUACUAAAACAAGGCUCAAAUCACCAGAUGCAACUUGUGCUGGAGACACUUUAGCAGGCCUUGUUCCAGCAAAAGAUAAGACUGCAAAGGCCUUAUCUAGCAAGGCAGAGAAGCUUAGACGUCGGACUUUGGUAGUUCCGGCUUUAGAGAUGAAUGAUGUCACAGUUGUAGAUCUUGAACCUUUAUCAUCAACAAGUUCCAGCAAUGACUGUUCAGUUGCUGAAGAUAUUUUUGAUAAGCAAGUGACCACAAGGACAAAAAAGAGAUGCCAAUCAUUAGAGUCUGCUUCCUUCCCUAUUGAAAACUCUCUUGCUGAUGCUGAUCUAACUGUAUUGCUGGUGACAGACUCAACACUUGUUGGUCAUAAUACCACAGAAGAAGACUAUAAGAAUGCUAGCAAAGCAAACAAACAAUGCCAGUCUGUUGGUUUGGCUUCAAUAUUUCCCAAAGGCAACCUUGAAAUUGUUGUCAACACUUCACCUGAACCUCGGGUCUUAGCACAAGGUCUAGCUAAUGAUAUGCUAGCUGAUGAGAAUAUCGGUAAAGUAGCAAGAGGUAAGAGAAAAUCUCAGUCAAUGGGAUCUGUAGGAGUUAAGGAGUCUCAGCCUGAAUCAGCCACGUCGGAACCUGUGUCUAUUUUGGAUGGGGGUGCUCCUGCUGCUCGAAGUCAGCCGAUGCUUCGCAGAUCAACCAGACGUAGCUCCAUUGAACUCUCUUUGUCAUCAAAUCCAAAUUGGAAGCAAAUGUCUGCUGCCCAACACAGUAGCCAAAAGGUUGCACAGUCAGCUGCUGAAAAUGCUGAUGGCAUGGCAAUAAAUGGUGAUAAUGAUUCUGAUGAUGAUGAACAACUAAGGGAAAUCUAUGCAAAGAAACCAUAUGUUCCUUUCUUUCCCACGAAACUGGAAACUAUCUAUAGUCCAACCAAAAAGCGUGGCGAGUGCAGUGUGUUUAGUAAGCGAAAAUUAAGUCGAAUGAUCACUUUUCAACCCUCGGAGGCACGGCUUAAGAACCGGCGGAAAAAGGCGAUGAGGAAUUGGCCAUUUCUCAUUGAAGUUCCCGAUGCAGAUGAGAAGCUACAUAAAUUAUUGAAUAUGCCAUAA
This is a messenger RNA of Acanthosepion pharaonis, 3255 nucleotides long. Lineage: Eukaryota; Metazoa; Mollusca; Cephalopoda; Sepiida; Sepiidae. The record is from the annotation of a GenBank genome assembly.